Messenger RNA from Betta splendens (Siamese fighting fish), 2238 nucleotides. RefSeq lists its product as uncharacterized. The record is from RefSeq and is a predicted model, not a curated record. Bases 166 to 1422 code for a protein of 418 amino acids. NCBI's taxonomy places the organism in Eukaryota, Metazoa, Chordata, Actinopteri, Anabantiformes, Osphronemidae. The transcript is spliced from 9 exons.
GGCCGAGGCAGCUGAGCGAACUAGCAGAAGAAGAACUCCUCUACACCCUGAGGAGGGCUUUGCUAAGGACUCCGUAACCAUCACAGACGUAGCAGGAGGAGUGCUGUUCUUAUUUCGUAGGGAUCAAAGCAGUGGCUUGUCUGGCGAAGCGACGGUGCAGACAAAAUGUCCUCUUGGGCCAAGUCGUCUGCAGCUGCCAGACGCGCGCCAGCCAACCCGAACGGAAGCGCUCAACAGCUGCGCCUGUUUCGGAGAGGAGCGCCGUACCCCAGCAGAGAGGAGCGGACCGAGGAGCUGAAGGACGCGCUGGAAAGUUAUGAAGAACUAGAGCAAAUUCAAACCUACAGUGGAAAUGUGAAGUACGAGGGAUACAAGCAUCUGCCAAAUGCCAAGCCAGAGAGUAGCAGCCCAGCAGACAGACGUAAAGCCCUGUAUCAGAAGUUCUACAGACAGGUGCAGGAGGAGAGAAAGCCAGCUGACUGUGUGGUCCUCUCUGUCACCAACAAGUGCCUGGAUUACCCCAAAUCGCUAAGCCAGUGCUUGCAGGAGCGUGGCCUGUCAGUGGAAAUGUUCUACCUUCAGGAGGAGUCGGGCCUGACCCGGGCUCUACAGGAUGUCCGCGCAAACGGCUCCCCGUUAUGUAUUCUGGUGGAGCAGACAAACAUAGAUCUGUCCUCCUGCACUGUUAUCAUAUUCUCAGAAUCCCUCAAAAUUCAUCGUAACAUGCCCAAAGACCAAGCCAUGGACUUUGUUGCGACAGAGUAUGGUCGUGGUCUAGCCAAGGAGCACCUGCCGAGGGAUCCCGCAGACAUUGCAGCACAAGCGUCGCAGCUGCUAGAUGACUUUAUAGAUCGAGAUAAGAUCGCACGACACACUGUUUCCUCUGAAACCCGUCAACUUCUGCUGCUGUUAGCUGAGGGAGUGCAUCUCUACCCCGAGGAGCUGGAAACUAUCUCAGAUUAUGUCCGUUGCCGGCUGGAGCACAUACAAGUCUCCAACUCAGAGGGGGAGAGGGAUAAUAUGUUACCUCCAGGAUUAGGGAAACCGCCUCCUCUACUUCCUACUCCACCUGGCCCCCCACAACUCCAGUCUGGGUCCGCAGGUGGUUCUAUGGUGAACCAUUCUACACCCACACCUCUCUUGCCUUUGCCAGGUUCAUACCCCAAAACCAAACCACCCCCUCUGUUGUCCUUGCAUCGACCUCCUGGUCUGUCACUAGGGGCCCCACCUGUACGAGGCCCCCUGCCAUCCUCACACAGUCUGUAUGGUGCACCUUUAUCUCGUGGGCCCCUACUCCCCCAUCCAGGACCCAGGGGCCCACAUGGCAUAAGAGGAGCCCCUCCUUCUCUAAAGAGUUCUCGCACUCCACUUCUGUCUGCUCCAGGUCCUUCUCUUCCACGACUGGCUGGUGGCCGACACUAAAAAGUUACUGUUUUCAUCUAACUCGAUAGCAGAAAUUCCGCGUGUUAUCCUUCUCACGAAUACAAAUAAAAACAAUUACCACAGGAUGGAUUGUCACAGGAUCAAUAUCUGACUUAAGUUAAUGCAUAAAAAACACUGUGGACGUAACCAUGAUAUGGGUCUAAUAUCUAGUGUAUAUUAUUUUUCAAGGUGGUGCUAAAAAUUCCUCUGAAAAAUUGGUAUUGAUUUUUACAUAAUGGUUGUAAUGUUAAUUGCACAAUCGUUCCCACUUUUUAUGGCAUUCUAUUUGUUUGUUUGUGAUUUUGUGAUGUCCAUGUUUGAUAUAUAUAUUCUUAACCCUUCAAACUUUUUGUGGCGAGAGAAUGACUGGAGUUCAAAUGCAAAAUAUUUUGUGUUCUAUCAAAUACGUAUGACAACCAUGGUGUGUUGUCAAUUUGCUGUUUUUUCAGCCUUUUAAAUAACAUUUAAAUAAAAUUUCUUUGCUGUACUCAGCCAAGUAAACAGUUCAGAAUUUAUGACUUGAAUAUUGCUCCAUUAAAACCAGUUGUGCUAUAGUUUUCUAGUUGUAAACUGUUUGAUUUUAACUGGUUAAAAUGUGAAUUGCUCUGGUUUGGUAACAUGCUCAUUUAUUAUACUCUUGACAUUUGUUAGUGGGACGCUGGCCUCCUGUGUGCUGAUAUAAAUCAACAACAGUUUACAAAAACUGUCUAUGCUAUGCUGAUCUCUCUUGAGAAGGUGUGAAGGCUCGAGCCGCAUCUCCGAGAGUGUAGUUUGAUGUGUGUGGUGGAAAUUUUCCAUAAAGAAGCAGAUAAGAGA